AAAACACUUGCACAGUGGCACGUUUGCAUAUUAUCCAAGACAAACGUAGGAGUUAGACUAACAAUGGCGCAAGUUCUCUCCCUCACUGCAUCUCUGUGUGCAGCUGAGACCCACAAAGCUUCUUCAAAGCCACUGAAGCUUGCCAAGACCUCCCGGGAGACAAAGACCAAGACACCUAUUUACAAUCCCAGAAAAGGUUCUGACAGUUCCUUUAACAAGAUCCGGAAGCAGAAUUUGGAGGUCUCACCUCACAGGGCUGUGUCUGCAGUGAGAUUGAUGAGAAUAGAGCUGGGUGGUGCUUUUGCUGACCUUUUGAAUGAGAAAGGGAAGGGUUCUGGUGAUAAUGAGAUGGGAUAUGUUGAAAGAACUCUUGGGUUUCGCACCCGGGAGUUAGAGGAUCGGGAUCUUAGAUUGGUUACAGAUAUUGUUGGCGGCACCAUCCGUUGGAGGAGAUAUCUUGAUUAUUUAAUCUGUUCAAUAUGCCAUGAUGAUAGCACAUUUAGACACAUGGAGCCUCUUCUCUUACAGAUUCUCCGAAUUGGUUUCUAUGAGAUUAUCAAGCUAGAUAUGCCACAUUAUGCUGUUGUUGACGAGAAUGUGAGGCUUGCAAAGGUUGCCCUUAGACCAGGUGCUGGUAACAUGGUCAAUGGGAUUCUGCGGAAGCUUGCUUUGCUUAAGGAAAGUAACACUCUUCCUCUACCCAAAGUGGAGGGUGAUGAACGUGCACAAGCACGUGCUCUUGCCAUUCUGCACUCUCAUCCUGUUUGGAUGGUAAGGCGAUGGACAAAGUAUAUUGGGCAAGAAGAAGCCAUUAAAUUGAUGACCUGGAACAAUAGUGAUCCCAGUUUCAGCUUGAGGGCAAACAGUGGGAAAGGUGUUUCAAGAGCUGACCUUGUGAUGCAGCUUAAUUCAUUGAAGGUCCCACAUGAGCUCUCUUUGCAUUUGGAUGAUUUUGUCCGUAUUCAAACUGGGAUGCAGAUUGUCAUACAAGCUGGCUUACUCAAAGAAGGUUUAUGUUCUGUUCAGGAUGAGAGUGCAGGCAUGGUUGUUUCUGUUGUAAAUCCUCAACCUGGUGACAGAAUAAUUGAUUGUUGUGCUGCUCCAGGAGGAAAGACUCUUUACAUUGCAUCCCAAUUAAGUGGCCAAGGUAUGGUAUCUGCAAUUGACAUAAACAAAGGCCGGUUAAGAAUCCUUAAAGAGACAGCCAAGUUGCACCAAGUAGAUGGUGUCAUCACCACCAUCCAUAGUGAUCUUCGUAUCAUUGCUGAAAAGAAUCCAGUGAAAGGUGAUAAGGUUUUGUUGGAUACCCCAUGUUCUGGACUGGGUGUUCUCUCGAAGAGAGCGGACCUGCGCUGGAAUAGGAAGUUAGAGGAUAUGGAACAGCUGAAGAAUUUACAGGAUGAGCUGUUGGAUGCAGCAUCCAUAUUGGUAAAUCCUGGUGGAGUUUUAAUAUACAGUACCUGCUCAAUAGAUCCUGAAGAGAAUGAAGAGAGGGUGGCUUCAUUUCUUCUUCGGCAUCCGGAAUUUUCUGUAGAUCCUGUUGACAGAUAUGUGCCACCUGAUUUUGUAACGGAACAUGGUUUCUAUUCCUCCAACCCAGUAAAACAUUUACUUGAUGGGGCCUUUGCAGCUCGUCUAGUUCGAGCCUCAUAAAACAGAUCUUUCUUCCACAGGCAUAUGCAAUCUUCUUAUUCUAGGGCCAUUCAAUUCCCACUGCAUGACUGAUAUUCCUUGAUUCCCUGGUGAUUCAUUAUACUGAGGCUGGAGCAUUGGGAGAUUCAUGUGGAUUACAUCCUUCAUCAAAUGCUUGGGGAGCAUUCUCUCUUGAUCACUCAGUUUCUAAGUCAGGGCUGCUUAAAACAUGGUGAAACAAGAUAUCAAUGCAUUGACAAGCAAAGGGCUAAAGUUUUACACCUCCUUAGGUUCAACAAGGUCCCAAUUGAUUCACAUGUUGGGAGAUGGCACUAGGGAGCUACAUGAGAGGCUCCACCAAGUCAUCAACACAAUAAUGAUCUCAUGCAUCAUCUUUGUCACAAAAGUCUGGACCCUACACUAUGUGAGACUCACUUGUGAGGGAGAUGAUGCAUAUGCUGGAUGCACAAGAUAACUUCGAACCAACAAUAGUUUCUAACUUCGUCUUAUAUAGGAGGCACUGCGGUGCAAAUAUGGAUCAGUAAAACCAGAGGAUCAUUUGUAGCAUCAUGUUGUCUUACUAUGAAAUGCAAUUUUGUAACCGCUAACUUUAAGUUCAUGCCAACGCAUGGGAAGAAUACCUUUAGAAGAACCUUCAAAUUUAAAAUUAA
This is a messenger RNA of Quercus robur (English oak), 2303 nucleotides long. RefSeq lists its product as uncharacterized. Gene Ontology annotation, biological process: RNA methylation; regulation of DNA-templated transcription. Bases 64 to 1653 code for a protein of 529 amino acids. The transcript has 18 exons. NCBI's taxonomy places the organism in Eukaryota, Viridiplantae, Streptophyta, Magnoliopsida, Fagales, Fagaceae. Gene Ontology annotation, molecular function: methyltransferase activity; RNA binding. The record is from RefSeq and is a predicted model, not a curated record.